UAUGAUAGAGGCAAGCGAGGCAAGUUAGCACGCCAAGUAUAGAGCAGUACAGAAAAGAGUCAUAAUCAUCAAAAAUGCCGAGUCAAGAAGUCCUUACAACAAAAGUUGUGGUCCAUCCACUGGUAUUAUUAAGUGUCGUGGAUCAUUAUACUCGUAUGGGAAAAAUAGGUAAUCAAAAACGUGUCGUUGGUGUUUUACUUGGAUCUUGGCGAGCUAAGGGUGUAUUAGACGUGUCAAACAGUUUUGCAGUUCCUUUUGACGAGGAUGACAAGGACAAAUCAGUAUGGUUUCUUGACCAUGACUACCUUGAGAAUAUGUUUGGAAUGUUCAAAAAAGUUAAUGCUCGUGAAAAAGUCGUUGGUUGGUAUCACACAGGUCCCAAACUCCAUCAAAAUGACGUAGCAAUAAAUGAAUUGAUAAGAAGAUACUGUCCUAAUUCAGUCCUUGUUAUUAUUGAUGCUAAACCAAAGGAUCUUGGUCUUCCUACUGAGGCAUAUCAAGCUGUUGAAGAAGUUCAUGAUGAUGGGUCACCAACAUCAAAGACUUUUGAGCAUAUCCCGAGUGAAAUAGGUGCUGAAGAAGCUGAAGAAGUUGGUGUAGAGCAUUUACUAAGAGAUAUAAAAGAUACAACAGUUGGUACACUAAGUCAGAGAAUUACUAAUCAAUUACUUGGACUUAAGGGAAUUCAUGCUCAACUUCGGGAAAUUAGGGAUUACUUGCUACAAGUUGGCAGUGGAAAGCUUCCAAUAAAUCAUCAAAUAGUCUAUCAACUCCAAGAUAUAUUUAAUUUACUCCCUGACAUGACUCAAAAUACUUUCGUGGACUCAUUAUAUAUAAAAACUAAUGAUCAAAUGUUAGUGGUGUACUUGGCAGCUCUUGUAAGGUCUAUAAUUGCUCUACACAACCUUAUAAACAACAAAUUAACAAAUCGUGAUGCUGAGAAAAAGGAAACGGAUAAAAAAUCCGACACCAAGAAAGAAGAAAAAAAAGAAGAAGAAAAGAAAGAAGAGAAAGAUAAAUCUAAAGCUAAGUGAUGAACCAGUAAGACUUGAUUAAUUAAAAAAAAAGAAAACAA
This is a messenger RNA of Microplitis mediator, 1075 nucleotides long. It is a transcript of the gene Rpn8, whose product is annotated as 26S proteasome non-ATPase regulatory subunit 7. Gene Ontology annotation, molecular function: protein binding; metallopeptidase activity. The record is from RefSeq and is a predicted model, not a curated record. Bases 75 to 1034 code for a protein of 319 amino acids. Gene Ontology annotation, cellular component: proteasome complex; proteasome regulatory particle. The transcript is spliced from 5 exons. Gene Ontology annotation, biological process: proteasome-mediated ubiquitin-dependent protein catabolic process. NCBI's taxonomy places the organism in Eukaryota, Metazoa, Arthropoda, Insecta, Hymenoptera, Braconidae.